Molecule: messenger RNA, 2808 nt
Organism: Myotis brandtii (Brandt's bat)
Lineage: Eukaryota; Metazoa; Chordata; Mammalia; Chiroptera; Vespertilionidae
Product: synaptonemal complex protein 2
Source: RefSeq, a predicted model, not a curated record
AUGAAUUUAUUUUCCAGGUUACCUGGUGUUUCAUACAACAUUCAUGGAAAUAAAAUGUCUUCUAAAUGGGCAUGUUGGACGCCUGUAACAAAUAUUACGCUGUGUAAUAACGAAAGAUCAAGUACUUCACAAGGAGACACAUUUAUUCAAGAUAUUGCUAUCAACAAAAAUUUUACUAAACAAAAAUCAUCCUCUUCAGUAUCUGAUGAUAAUUCUGAAGAAACAGGAAAGGUGGAAUAUAAAAAAGAAGUAACGCAGCGUAACAAAAUAGAUAAAGGAGAAGUAGAUGUUUGCAGAAGAACCAAUCAACAACUAAAUCAAUGUUCAAAGCAGAAAAAUAUUGAAAAUACCAAGCAGAGUGAUUGGCAUAUUGAAUCUGAAACUACUUUUAAAUCAGUUCUCCUAAAUAAAACAGUUGAAGAAUCUCUCAUCUAUAGGAAGAAAUACAUAUUGUCAAAAGAUGUGAAUACUGCUAUUUGUGAUAAAAGCCCCUCUCCUAGUAAAAAUGCAAAGAGUCUUAGGAAAUCAAGAAAAAGAUUAACAUCUGAACUUAAUUCCUUGGAUUUGAAACAAAAAAAAAUGAGAGAAAAGUCAAAAGGGAAAACACUUGCUGAUGCAGCAGAAUCCUUGAUAAGCCAAAUUAAUAAGAGAUACAAACCAAAUGAUGGUAUACGGUCUGCAAGAAAAUUAAAGGAGUCUUUCAUUAACAGUGGUUUUUCAAACAAAUAUGAUCUACAGCUCAGCAAGGAAAAGGGUCAGAAAAAAAGUUAUAGACAACUGAAGACUACUUUUGUUAAUGUUACUUCUGAACGUUCAUUGAAUGAUGUUUACAAUUUUAAAUUGAAUGGAGCUGAUGAGCCUAUUAUAAAACUUGGGAUCCAGGAAUUUCAAGCUACAGCUAGAGAAGCCUGUAUGGAUAAUUCAAUAAAAUUGGUUGGUUUAAGGAAUCAUGAUGAACUCGAACCUUCUCUCAAAACCAAAGAUAAAAGAGUAACAAGUCAUAAAAAUAAAAACCUCUUUAGUGAUACUGACACAGAAUACAGCUGUGAUGACGGCAAGACUGACAUUAGCUGGCUAAGAGAAUCAAAAUCGAAACCACAGCUAAUAGGAUAUAGCAGAAAUAAAAGUGUGAAGAAGAAAGAGAAAAGUGCGAAAUCAAGACCAUCUUUGGAAAGGGAACAACCAAGAUCUAAAAUGACACCCAAGAAGAAUAUUACCAAAAAGGUAGAUGAAACCAUUCUAGAUGGGAGAACCAGACUUCCACGAAGAGCAGCAAACACAAAAAAAAAUUAUAAAGAUCUCUCAAAUUCAGAAUCAGAAUGUGAACAAGAAGUUUCACACUCAUUGAAAGAGAAAUUGCUAGUAAAGGAGGAGAAUAUCCAUUCCAGAAGCAAAACCAUGAAGCUGCCAAAGAAACAGCAGAAUGCCUGCUCUGCGGAAACACAAAAGGAUAUAUCAAAAGAAUGGGCAAACUCAUCUCUCCUAAAAAGUACUACUAUAAGAGACAACAGCCUUGACUUAUCUUCUGUGUCUUUACCUGGGAGUUCACCCUCUAUAGAAGUAAUGAGAUGCACAGAAAAAAUAACAGGAAGGGAUUUUACUCAGGAUCAUGACUGUAUAACAAAAUCCAUAUCAUCUAAUACAAAAACUUCCUCACCUGAAUCCUUCAACAGUAAAUAUGGAGUGGAAGGACCAGUAAAGUCACUGAAAAACAGUGUGAAAAAUUUACUGUGUGCAAGAGAAAGUUGUUCACCAAUUCCACAAUCAUUCUCUUUGCCUAGGUAUACUCCUAUUAAAAAUAAUACUAUUGUGAAUAGAAAAAAAGUAAAUUUUGAUGUUUUUAAAUAAGAAACAUAAAAUUGCAAUAGCUAUUCAGAUGUAAACAAUUAUAAUUCAGAAAAACAACAGUUUAUGGAUAUUGAACCUCCAGAUAUCAAUAACAACCAUAUACAAAGCAAAAGGGAGGAAAGUCAUUCAGCAUCUCUACUAUCCAUGUCUAGUGAGGAAGGAGAGAAAAUAAGAUGUGACAUGCCCUGUGACUCUGCUCAUUUAUCAGGCCCUACACACCAUCUUAAUCGCAAACGAAUGUACAUAGAAGAUAUUAAUCCUGUUGAAGUAGGAUUGGAAGAAGAAGAGGAAGGGAGAGCAAACUUGCUUCCCCAAAAACUGUCUAAAAUGGAAAAUGCAGAUCAUCACAGUCACAAAAUGUCUGAAAGUACAUGUCCAUUAUCAGCAAAUGACUCUUCUAUUCCUGUGAAGAACUGGGGAACUGAAAUUUCAGAUGUAGACAUGAUGUGUGAGCAGUUCAAUACAGAAUUUAAGAAGAAAUAUAAUAGUCACCACAAAUUGAUGGAUAAUUUUACUAUGCAGUCUUGGAAAACAGCUCAACAACAUCUGAAAAUAAUGAACCGUCAUAUUCAGGAAUACAGGAUAAAAAAACUUGAUAAAUUCCAGUUCAGCAUCAUAAAAGAGUUGGAGAAUUUUGAAAAAGAUUCACAGUCUUUAAAAGAUUUGGAGAAGGAAUUCGCGGACUUUGGAGAAAAGAUGGUUCAGAAGUUCAGUGUCUAUCAAAAAAGUGAACAAGAGAGGCUUCACCAUUUGAAAGCUUCCUUGGACAAAAAUGUCUUCUAUGGCACAGGUCAAGAAGAAACUAUUUGUACAUCUGAGAUGUGUUUCAUGAAAGAAAACAUGAAAAUUCUGCAAGACAAGCUUCUUAAGAAAAUGCAAGAAGAGGAGCUUCUUAAUGUACGCAAAGGACUGCUGUCAUUAUUCAUGGCUUGUGAAACAAAUGUUAAUGUGGAGCUCUAG